Chara braunii is the source of this 1939-nucleotide messenger RNA. The record is from the annotation of a GenBank genome assembly. NCBI's taxonomy places the organism in Eukaryota, Viridiplantae, Streptophyta, Charophyceae, Charales, Characeae.
GCGGGGCAGCCUUCGUAACUGCCGCAGGGGGUGGUGGGUGGGGGGGGGGGGGGGGGGGGGGGGGGGGCCUGGGGUCUUCGAGGGUUUGGUGCGUCGACAAGGGGACCAGGCCCGCUUGGCGUUGCUGGGUGGUUCUUCGGGGAGAGUGGUGGGCCCGCUUGGCGUUGAUGGGUUGUUCUUCGACGACAAAGAUGCCGCGAGGGCAGGCAAGAGCGUUCGAGGAUGCCGGAGAAGACGAGAAUCAUAAGGCGCAGAAGAAGUGGUGUCUACAAGUACAUCCGCGUGGGUCAGAGUCUUGGGGACUCGACGGGGAGAAGUUCCGCGGGAACCAUAUGUUGAAGUGCCUGUUCUGCAGCCAUGAGUUUCAGGGGAACCAGUACGUGGCGGCACGCCAUUUCAGUCAGGGGAAAGGGUGUCCGUCAGUGACCGACGAGGCGCUGGUGGACAUACACUACAACUCGGACUACAAAAUGGAGGGGAAGAUCCUUGACCGGUUGCUUCGGUUCGAGGAGCUUCACGGUCCGACACCUGCGAUGGAUCCGUGCAGGGAUGAGGGAGGGGCGGGAGGGGCGGGGCAAGAUAGGGGUGAAGAGGAAGUGGUCGGCGUGGACAACGUCGACGACGAGGGUGCGGAGUCAGCGCGGCCUGGCCCAUCGACGAGGGACCGAGGGAAGGGCGUCGUUCACGAGCCGUGGGGCCAGCAAGCCCGUUUCUUUAGGGAUGCGCAUGUGUCGGCUCGCACUCAGGCACAACGGGAUGCAGAAGACGCGACAAUUGCUGUGGGGAACAGAAAGGAGAGAGAGGAGGGGGCGAGGCCGGGUGGGCAAAAUCGGCUGAGACAAAACACCAUUACGGACUCGUAUUCUUCGCAAUGGCAGAUGGAGUUCAAGAAGAAGUUUCUAAGGUUUGUCUACAGUCAGCAUUUGUCAUUCAACGUCUUCCGGAGCGAGCCAUGGAAAGAAUUAGUGAAACACUUUGGGAACUUGCCGGGGCCAGUGAAGGUUUUGUGGCCGUCRCACAACGAGAUCGCCGACAUGGAGACGGUUGUCCGCACUGCAGAUGAUGUGGCGGGUGAUCUCGCAGAGGUCAGGGCUCCUUUCUAUGUGACGGGGGCCACCAUCAUGUCGGAUGGCAGGAAGUCACGUGAUGAUAGACCAAUCGUUAACUUCCUUGUCGGCGGGUCGCGCAGAGUGAUGAUGGUGAGGGCAAUGAACAGGGAGGGCGAGAUAGACCAGGCGCCUUAUGUGUUGGUGCACUGGAUCAAGGUGUUCUAUGACUUCCCUCCUCAUUGGGUUAAUGCCAUCUGCACGGACUCUGCCUCUGUGUACGUCGCCGCGACAAACAUGCUCCAGGACACCCAGCUGAGGCCAGAGUUUAGAUGGAUCACGUGGCUGUCGUGCGUAGUGCAUGUCUGCAACAAAAUGUUGUCAGACAUUGGUUUGUCAAGCCCGUGGUCAAAGGACAUCAUUGUGCGUGGGAGAACGGUGGUGCGCUUCAUCAACGAGCACAUCUUCACUCUGCAUAUCUUCAGGGGGGAGAGCACGCACAUGGGACUUAUUUAUCCCUGCGAAACACGAUUCGCAUCUGUGUUCGCUAUGAUGGAGCGUUUGCUGGCAGUAAGGUCAGCGUUGGAGAGGACAGUGGACGGCGACGGUUGGGGUUUUGUCCCGUGGGACAGCUCCGUAGCUCAGCUGGCUCGAUGGGUUAGGUGGCAGGUGCGGCAUGGUUCUUGGUGGGAUUCCAUGGGAGUCCUUGUCCGCAUUAUGGAGCCUGUGUACGACAUGCUUCGCAAAUUGGACCGGGGAGGGCUGCACAUGUCGCGGGUUGUGCAAUGGACGCAGGACGUGACCCGCGAUGUAGCACGUGAGGUCCGCACACUUCCAUCUGAUGUUGCGCACUUCAUUAUGUAGAAAGUGCAGGCUCGGUGUGCUCACAUGUU